This is a messenger RNA of Leptopilina heterotoma, 1683 nucleotides long. RefSeq names its product peroxidasin-like protein. Gene Ontology annotation, molecular function: peroxidase activity; heme binding. The coding region runs from base 183 to 1526 and encodes 447 amino acids. The record is from RefSeq and is a predicted model, not a curated record. Gene Ontology annotation, biological process: response to oxidative stress. Lineage: Eukaryota; Metazoa; Arthropoda; Insecta; Hymenoptera; Figitidae. The transcript has 9 exons.
CCUGUUAGUGCUUGCUUGACCGUUACCUUGAAUGUUAAGAUUGAGUAAUACUCUUUUCAAUAUUUGCGUUUGGAAUCUUUUUUAUAUGAAUUCAUAAAACUCUCGAAUCUCUAACUUGUUGCAUUUAUUCAAAGCCUUUUAAUUUGGCUAACUUGCUCGAAAGGUUUUAUAAACCGUGAAAAAUGUUUCUAAGCUACCUGCAAUUAGGAAAUUUCAUUAUCCUGAUUUUGACAACUACAGUACUAACUUCGAAAUUGGAAAGAAAUUACAAUGUUACUAGAAAGGACCUCGAAUUUUUUGACAUCAAUCAUUUUAAUAAUCAAUCCAAACAUUAUAAAAUGACAGAAAAGGGUGAAAUUUGUCAGAAAGAAGAGAAAAAGUUACAUGAAAAUAAUGGUAUGGAGUUAAAGGACUUUUCAAAGAGAGAGAGAGAGAAAGAGAGAGAGAGCUUCUUUCAGACAACAAUUGAAGGGCUGGCUGCAAUAAGGGGACGAACGCGAGACUUGGAAGGGAUACUACCAGUCGGCCCUUUAAUUAAGAAAAACACUCAAAGUGAAAAAAUUUCUGAAAAUAUAGGAUUGGAAAAAAGUUUUUCAGAAGAAGAAAUUGUAAGACCAAGACUACAAAAAACAGAGUUAAAUUCACCGAAACUAUAUUAUGGAACAUUAGACAUUUCAACCUUAAAAUCACAAUAUAAUCAAACGUUAAAAACUUUUAGAAGUACAUUGAUAGACGCAAAUAUAAAGAAGGAAAAGUAUUCUAUUAGUAUAAUUCAGAGAAAAAAAAGAGAUAAAUUUGUUGAACCGAGAGAAGAAGACAUGAUUCAAGCUGCUAAUUUCGGAAUUGAAGCUAUGAACGAACUUUAUUACAUAAAGGAACCAAAACUUUAUUCACUGGGAAUAUUUCUUGGGCCGAAUAAUCCAGCACAUUUUGUUGCAAGUUUUAAUGAACUGACAGAGGAAGCUAAGUAUUUAUCCAGAUUUGGAUUUGCUGCUCUCCAAGGAUCAAUAUUAUUUGUAAAUAAGUUUCCUGAGCUUUCGAGGAAUAUUCCGUUUGCUCAAAGUACAGGAAAUUCAAGUUUACGCCAACAGUGUCCUAAAAGAGGAAUUCCUCAAUGUACUCCAGCCAGCUUAAGGUAUAGAACUGCUGAUGGAAGUUGUAAUAAUGCUCAAAAUCCUUGGUGGGGUUCUGCUAUGUCAACAAUGCAAAGAAUUUUACCUCCACUUUAUCAAGAUGGUAUUCAAAGUGUCAGAAGAUCUUUGAACGAAGAAUUAUUACCUUCUUCAAGAGAAGUGUCGAAUCUUAUUCAUGAGGAUAGAGAUAUAUCUUUAGCUUCUAUUUCUCACAUGUUGAUGCAGUGGGGACAAUUCAUCGACCAUGAUAUAAGUGCCUCAAUACCAAGUCGGGGUUUCAACGGGACAAUACCACAGUGUUGUCUAGAACGAGGGAAAGGAUUCCAGUUACCACAAUUUAUGUCAUCGAGAAAAUGUUCACUGGAAAUCGGCUGGUCUGUCAACGCUAUGUGACUAGUAAAAGUCUACAGGGGAAGUGCUUCCUGGUGCAUAUAUUAUUCGGAUGUGAGUCCCGAAUAUUCAAGAGCACCAGGAAGACGAAAAUCAUUCAUUGUUUUGGUCCUGUCAAAACACUGACUGCGGCCAUAUUGGAUUAAAGGGCGACGCAGAG